AUGCCGACCGGGUCCAAACGAAAGGCGCCGUCGGCGCCGCGCGACCCCGCCGACGACUGCGAAACCCCCGACGUCGCCUACGCGCACAUCGCCCCGCUCUUGCGCAAACUCGCGCAGCGCCUCGGCAAACCCCCGGGCGCCCUGCGCAUCUGGGACCCGUACUACUGCGCGGGGGGGGUCAAGGCCAGGCUCGGCGCGUUGGGGUUCGGCGACGUCGUCAACGAUCCGGACGCGGACUUCUACGACGUCGUGGACGGAUCGAGGCCGCCGCCGCCUCACGACAUCUGCGUCACCAACCCUCCAUUCUCGGGGAACCACGCCAGGCGAUUGUUCGAGUACCUGAACAGUCGCGGCGAACGGGGCGAGGGAAAGGGAACGACGAAGGGCGGCCCCGUCGCGCGCUUCGUCGUGCUGGCGCCGGAGUACGUGCACAGGAAGGCGUGGUUCGAGGCGCCGCGGGGGACGUUUUUCAUGGUGCCGUCGCGCCGGUACUCGUUCGUCGCGGCGAGCGGGGGCCGAAGGGAGAACACGGCGGUGGACUGCAGGCACUGGCGCCGCGAGCGCUCGUGUCCCAGGGGUGAGACGUGCCCGUUCGUGCACGUCGGUCCCGGAAUCGAUCCCGAGGGGGAGCGCGUCGCGGAGGAGGCGAGGCGCGCGCGCGCGAACGCGGGAUUUAGCGGCGGCGGCGGCGGCGGCGACGGCGGCAGGGUCACCGUGGCGCCGUUUGACUGCUACUGGCACUGUCACCUGGGAGAGUUCACCAGGAGCGUGGCGGCGGCGUGGAGGCAGAAACACGGGAGGCGGGGGCGCGUCGGGGUGAGGAUGGUGGAUGGCGUCGAGGGCCUGCCGCCGCCUCCGGACAAGUCCGCGAAGCGCGCCAGAGGAGGGUAG
Messenger RNA from Micromonas commoda, 891 nucleotides. RefSeq lists its product with no specific name. The coding region runs from base 1 to 891 and encodes 296 amino acids. Gene Ontology annotation, molecular function: metal ion binding. NCBI's taxonomy places the organism in Eukaryota, Viridiplantae, Chlorophyta, Mamiellophyceae, Mamiellales, Mamiellaceae. The transcript has a single exon. The record is from RefSeq and is a predicted model, not a curated record.